AUGGCCGACCGAAGCGUUGAGCGCGAGCUCACGUCGCGCGUCAAGGCGCUGAACAAGGCGAUUGCGUCCAACGAGCCGGCGCACAGCAUCCUGGCCAUCAUGGAGACGCUGAAGAAGGCGGUGGCCCCGACGGAGGAUGUGCUGCGGUCAACUCGUGCCGGCCAUACGGUCGGCAAGCUGCGGGCACACGCCAACCACGAGGUCAAGUCGAUGGCCACGGAGAUCGUGACCAAGUGGAAGAAGGCGGUGGAGCUGGAGAAGAAGCGAUCGGGCGGCGCUGCGGCGAGCAAGCGGGCCUCGCCGGCCAACCACAGCAGCAGCACGGGGACGCCGCAGCGCAGGGGCACGACGUCGCCAGGACCGGCCGGACCAGACGCGCGAGCCGAAGCCAAGUCGACGGCAGCAGCUCCGGCUGUGGCGGCGUCAUCCGGCACAGCGACAGCCUCGUUCCAGGGCGAUCCCGACAAGCGCAAGUUUGAGACGGACGGCGUGGACGUCAACCGGACGGGCGUGCAGAGCCGCGACAACUGCAUCGGGCUGCUGUACAACGGGCUCGCGUUCCGGUCGACAGAGCUGCCGGAGCGGGUGCUGGCCAAGGCGAUCGAGGUCGAGAAGGCGGCCUUUGUGGUGUACAAGGGCGAGACGGCCGAGUAUCGGGCCAAGCUGCGGUCGCUCUUCCAGAACCUCAAGAACCGGUCGAACCCGGCGCUGGGACGACGCGUGGUCGCGGGCGAGAUCGCGGCUGACGCCUUUGUCGUCAUGUCGUCGGACGAGCUCAAGUCGGCCCACCUGAAGCAGCUCGAGAGCGACCUCCAGAAGGAAAACAUGAAGAAGGCCCAGGUGCCGAUGACGGAAAAGUCCAUCAGCGACGCCCUGACCUGCGGCAAGUGCAAGCAGCGCAAGGUCAGCUACACGCAGGCGCAGACGCGCAGCGCCGACGAGCCCAUGACGACCUUUUGCGAGUGCACCGUGUGCGGCCACCGAUGGAAGUUCUCGUGA
Messenger RNA from Grosmannia clavigera kw1407, 999 nucleotides. Its product is annotated as transcription elongation factor s 2. The record is from RefSeq and is a predicted model, not a curated record. Bases 1 to 999 code for a protein of 332 amino acids. The transcript is spliced from 3 exons. Gene Ontology annotation, biological process: DNA-templated transcription; transcription elongation by RNA polymerase I; regulation of mRNA 3'-end processing. Gene Ontology annotation, molecular function: RNA polymerase II transcription regulatory region sequence-specific DNA binding; zinc ion binding. Gene Ontology annotation, cellular component: nucleus. NCBI's taxonomy places the organism in Eukaryota, Fungi, Ascomycota, Sordariomycetes, Ophiostomatales, Ophiostomataceae.